This is a messenger RNA of Sphaerodactylus townsendi, 8747 nucleotides long. Its product is annotated as USP6 N-terminal-like protein. Bases 593 to 3349 code for a protein of 918 amino acids. NCBI's taxonomy places the organism in Eukaryota, Metazoa, Chordata, Lepidosauria, Squamata, Sphaerodactylidae. The transcript has 15 exons. The record is from RefSeq and is a predicted model, not a curated record.
UUCUGUAGCGCGGGGGCUGCCAGCGUUGCGCGAGGCGGGGACUGUUUGUGCUGCUCUCGGCGCGCGGCGGCAUCCUUGGCCAAAGAAGGAUGAAGAGCGCGCGCGAGAAGAAGGAGGAGGAAGGAGGGCUUCUCGCCAGCUUUGCGCGCCUCUCUUGCCCUGGUCUGAGGUAAGGAGAAGAGAGCCGUCUUCCCUUCCCAAAAGCGGCGCAGCGGUUGAUGCCCGGAGCGGUACCGCCGGAGGGGCUAUGAGAGGUUGCCUGCGACUGCGAGCAAGGCAAUCCGGUCGACAGAAGAGGAGUUCUGCAUAGAAUGAGCUAGCAACACUGUGUUUCCUUUGACUUCACCCAAUGACAAACACGUGUGGAGAGAAACAACAGAAAAUGAAGAUAGGCUUGCUAUGACUGUGGCUGUGGCAUGCAUGGGCGAAGCUGAGAAUGACAAAGGACUGCCUGAAAGACUGCUGAAGAGCUGUGGUGGUGGCAGCUGCUGAGCAUCUGAAAUGUCUUCCGUUGGGUAGCCUCAAAGGACUAGAGGCUACCGUAGCCUCUGCUAGUGAAGUGUGAGACAUAAUACCCAUCUCAGUUUCUGACAUGAAGAAAGAUAUAGAUGCCUUAAUAGCAGAAGAAAGGGCAGAAAUCAUCAGCAAGUAUGAGAAGGGAAGACAGGAAGGGGCUCAGAUUGACCCAUGGGAAGAUGCUGACUUCACUCUGUACAAAGUCACAGAUAGAUUUGGAUUUUUGCACGAGCAUGAGCUGCCACUCCGCAGUGCUCUGGAAGAGAAGCAAAAACUUCAAGAGAUUGAACGAGUGGACAAAUGGCUGAAGAUGUUAAGAAAAUGGGGAAAAUACAGAAACAGUGAGAAGAUGUUUCGAAGAGUUUAUAAAGGGGUUCCGCUCCAAGUUCGAGGCCAGGUUUGGUCACUCCUGCUGGACAUUGAAAAGAUUAAGUCAGAGAAUGAAGGAAAGUACGAGAAAAUGAAAGAACAAGCAAAGAGCUUCUCAUCAGAAAUCAAGCAGAUCGACCUAGACGUCAACCGCACCUUUCGAAAUCACAUCAUGUUCCGGGAUCGCUAUGGAGUGAAGCAGCAAGCAUUGUUCCAUGUUCUGUCUGCCUAUUCAGUUUACAACACGGAAGUAAGCUACUGCCAGGGAAUGAGUCAGAUUGCUGCUAUCCUCCUGAUGUAUUUAAAUGAAGAGGAUGCCUUUUGGGCACUGGCUCAACUACUUACCAAUCAAAAGCAUGCAAUGCAUGGGUUUUUUAUUCCUGGCUUCCCAAAGCUGCAGAGGUUCCAAGCUCACCAUGAGGCAAUCUUAGGCAAAACUUUCCCAAAGCUGAAAAAGCACAUGGACAAGGAACAGAUGUCUACAGGGAUUUAUACAACAAAGUGGUUCCUGCAGUGUUUCAUUGACAGGACUCCAUUUACUCUAACCCUGCGACUGUGGGAUAUCUACAUCCUAGAAGGAGAGCGGGUUCUAACAGCCAUGGCCUACACCAUCCUCAAGUUGCAUAAAAAGCGCUUGUUGAAAAUGUCCCUGGAAGAUUUAAGGGAAUUCCUGCAGGAGAAAACUGCUGCUUCCUUGCAGUUUGAAGAUGAUAUAGUAAUUGAGCAAUUGCAAACAUCUAUGACUGAACUGCGCAAAAUGAAAUUUGACCUUCCACCCCCAGCAAAAUCUGAAGAAUUUCCCAAGAAGCCACUGGGACUGGAGCUCUCUCUAAAUCUAGUAUCAAUGAAGCCCGGUGUUGCAGCUAAUGGCCAGAAAAAGGCUGCUAGUGAUCUUGACUAUGAAAAAGAUACUGUAAUACAUCCUUCUCCUGAUAAAAGUCCUCAUCUGACUGAAACAAUAGGUAAUUCAAAUUUGGCAAAACGUGACACAACCUUGAUUCUGCAGCCCAGUGAACCACUUUUGCAAGUUGAACCAACUAAUGUCCAUCACAAUCCAUUCCAGAAUGACCAGCCUAACCCAAACCCUGAUGUUGAGGAGAAACAACAAGAAAACAGGAUGCAAUUGCCAAAGGAGAAUGCCAAUACAAUCCUAUCCGAGAAUUUCCCAGUGGUGCUGGGAGAGAUUCUGGUUAUUGUAGAAAGUCAAGAUCCAGCUACAGCAUAUAAGGAGGAGGAUUCAUUGGAAAGCAACAGCACAGUGAUAUGCAGCUCACAGGAACAUAACCCCCCUCUUUCUGUAGAUGACAGGGGCCAUGUUGCUCCCCUGGUGCUAGAACGAGCAGUGUUUGAUAUAAUGUCAGUGGAGGACUGUCUGUGUGACCCUAACAUGCAGAGUCAGGCCCCGGAAUCAGACCUUUCUAUCACCUCCAACAUUAGAACAGCAGUAGUGGAGCAAGAUUUGCCAAGUCAAGUGCCAUUGCUUUCCUCCCUUGAAGGGCAAAGUACCUUAGAAUUGCCGCUUACUGUGCAAAAUGCAACUGUUCUUCAAGAUGGGAGUACCACCUGCACUUCUGAGGAUUUGUUAUCCGAAGAUGACAUGGUGUUUCCAGAUCACCUGUGCCCGCCUGCAAGUACCGACUCCUCUCCACUUGGACAUAGCCUUUCCACAAUGUAUGAUGUGCCAAAAAGCUUAAAAGUGCCACAUACUGUCAAAGCACUUGCUCCUCUCCCAUUCCAAGAUGGAAAGCGACGGCCUUCUAAUGUAUCUCAGUAUGAUAACCUGUCUGAAGAUGGAGAAGAGAAAUCUUCCGUUCAGGUUCCCUGUUCUAAGGAAGUAGCUAUUUCGCUAUCACAGACUGAGCUCGGCAACCCAGUUUUACAGUGCACAGUGCACAAAUGUGCAUCUGCUGGAGAGCUAGGAAAUCUGCAAACUGGGAGAAAGGUGGAAUUGGUGCAGCAGCCAGAAGGACUUGACAAGCCCCUUUUGUUCAACAUACUGCCUCAUCAGAAGAGACCCUCUAGUGGGGGCAGCAUGCCGAUCUUAUCUGAACUAGAUGCUGGUGGAUUGUUACUGUCAGAAGACUUCUGUGCCCGGCCUACAUCAUCCCCAGAAUUACAGGAGCAUUACAGCCAAUUCAGAAUAGUAAAAACGAGCACCCCUCUUCACUUGGCUCAUGCUACAAAGCAAGAGUUCUGCAACAAAAAACAAAUGGCUCUCCCUUUGCCAGAAUCCAGCCACCUUGAUGUGGCUAACGGGGAAAACUUUAUUCCUCUGGGUGGAGAAGGUGGAGGUGGGACUGCUAGUGAUUCUCUUCAGAAAUCACUAAAUGCUUUGAGUGACUCACCUGUUUCUCAAAGACCAAAGCCAAAAUUACCACCCAAGCUUUUCAAAACCUAUUCCGAUAACAAUUUCAAGCUGGGGAGCCCCCCCAUGGUGCAGAUGUCUAAAUCAGUGACAUUCUAGUAGAACUGAGGGAAGGGAGGGGGGUGGUUCUCUUUCAUGAGAAAUCACAAGUGUUCUGAAUGAAAUAGGGUCCCGCCCAGUGUAAGAGGAGGGCGCCAAUUGUAUUGCCAGUCAAGUUGAGUUCAAGAAUUUGAGACGGGGCUUAGAUAUAGGCCAGUCUUCAGUAGACAAUACCUGUAGAUAAUUAUUUAAAAACCUGGAUUUUCUCCUUCAGAUUGUUCCCACCGUACUUUUGAAUCUUCUUAUAUCUCCUCCCUCAUAACUGAAUGGAAGUCUAACAGAUUUAACAUGUCAAAACAUUUAAACUGUUUCCUUCAAUCCAUUACAGCGUAAAAAGUAAGAUGAACAUUGGAAUAAAGAAACAGAAGGAAUUGUUUGAGGAAACAGAUGACAACAACAGUUGCAGGUUUUGGCCAGCAGCACAUUUUUCAGUAGCAAUAGUUUUUUUUUCCUUAGCAGCCAAUGUAGUCCUGUAAGUGAGGCUAUCGAUUAUUCAUGGUGAGGCAGCAAGCUUUCACUUAGCAUCUAUGCAAUAUCCAACACACAUUGCUCAUGUGUUUCCAUAUGGCUCAUGUCUCCCCCCACAUAGUGAAACCAGGCAUUAAAAUAUGCCUAUUCUUAGUUCUCAGGCUCCCUCACCGAUUAUCAGUGAUGAAGGGUAUCCAAGAUGAGUAAUAAACCAAUGAAAAUGAAUGUUUCCCCUCCCCCUUCAGUUGAACUCUGUAAUAUGUUACAUAGGAAGCAAAGAGUAGUUUCUGAGGGAAGCCACAGUGGUGGGAUACGUUGUGAAAUUCCUAGUGGUGUACUAGUUGUUACUUAGGAACUUGGACCAUAGGGAGGGAUGGCAAUAGCAGACCACAGAGGAGCUUCUGCCUGUGUGCGUUUGGCCUUUCUUGUGCAGGGUCCAAGAAGAGAACUGGCUUUCCAGCCAGCCAGUGACAUAUAAAAGAUACUUCUGGGGCACAAAAACUGCCCUGGCUGAUAUUCUCCUGUAUCCGGGAAGCUCUAAACGCAUCACAGGAUCAAUGAUACUACAUUAUCACCAACCCUGUAGAAGGUUUGUUGGAGAUAAUGGAAAAGAAAUGUGUAGCCCAAUCUUUUGUAUGUGUGUUGUUGAGUGAGUCCUCAUAAGUUCAGUGAGGCUUAUUCCCAAGUAAAUGUGCCUAGAAUAACAGCUUCAGGUUGGAACCAGCAAAAAAGUUUGCAGGACUUGGUGGAAUGGAUCUUUUCCCACCUUCCUUUUUCCCCAAGCAGCCUGCUGUUUGCCCAGAACUUCCUCUCAGAUGAGAGUCUCCCAAAUAAAUGCACUGCAGUAAGGGGUGCUGCAGCAACAGCGGGUGGGUAGGUGGGUAAAAUUGCCAUCUGUUCCACUGGUGCUUACCUCAGAGCAAUAGGAAAGAGGCAGCAAUUUUACCUGACUCUUCACUGUCACUGCAGAGCUCUAUACUGUGGUAGUUUUGUUGGCAACGCUUUCCCAACCCCCAGAAAGGAUUUUGAGAAUGAAUCCCAGGCUACUCUGGGAAAGCAGGUGUGGAAAAAUCUGAUCUGCGAACUGCUUUUGUGAACCUUUCCACUGGCUCCAACCCUUUGUAGAGUCUUGAUACCACCUUUUUUUAAAGAAUUGAGUCUGCUGCCCAAGGACAAAGACUAAAAUCCAAGUUUUGGAAGCCACUUUUUAAAAAAGAUAUGCUUUACAUUACUGAAACUUGACUUUAGAAAGGAAACUAAUCAAACGUAUUGCUCCUGGGUUUCUCAGAGUUUCUCAGUGUAGUGAAAAAUGUAGCACUGUUGGUCCACCAGCAUUUACACCCUUGUUUUGGGUGGGUUGCCCAGUUCCUGCCAUCAAGAAAUGUGAUGUCUCUCUUAACACAUGGUUGCACAGACACAGCUGUCAGUUUUUAAUAUUUUUGUCCAGAAGUGAGUGUAAGUUACAGAAAUGCUGUCUACAGCAGUAGGCAAUUUGAAUUCUUUUUCAGCCUCUAAAGGGCCUGCCUGCUAUGUAAGCACCACAUUGGGAGACAGAAACUCCUGUUUCUCAUCCCAGUUUCACCUGUGGUCUUUAGGAUAACCAAUCCUGGUUUUUUUCCCAUUGGUGAAGAUAACCCUGCUUAAUCAUUCUCUGCUGUAAGGAGCUGCUUUUCUGGCAGUGCACUUGGGAGAGGACAAAGGAAAAGUUGUCGCUAAAUCAUCCAAGGGAUGAUUAUUUGUGCUUGAGUAUGUUAAAUUUUCAGCUGUUGUUCAGUGGUUAUGAAAUGUCUGUGCAAAUAACCCUACAAGGAUAGCUUUUCAGAGGUAAAAGAUCAGUGGCCUUCACUUUCAGUCUUGUGUUCAGUGGCUUCUACGGCACAUGGAGAAGUGCUGGAAAAAUAUUUUAAUUCAGCUGACGUUUUCCUGAAAAUGCCUGCAACUCCUGUUAGCUUUAGUGGGAGUUGUGCUUAACAGUGGCAAGAAAAGUUCCUGUCUUGUCAAUCAUUUUUCUUCCUACUAGCUUGACCCUUCCAGUUCCUGCAUUUCUGUGAGAUCAGACACUCCAAGCUGUUAAGAUAAUCAUGUAAUUUGUUCUUUUUAAAGGUGCUUGGCCAGAAACCCUUUGCAGCUGUCAAAUGCACAUCUAAGAAAGCACCUUCAGGUCUUGAAAGUACAUUUUCCUAUGAAAAUUGUAGUUGUUUGAGAGGGUACGUGUCUGCUCUGAGUAAUUGGCAGGUGCACCUUGGGUGGGAUACGGAUCCUGAGCCUCUGACAAGCCUUUUGCUACAGUGAGGCUUCUGUGAAGAAUCCCAGUGACAGGAGAGCAACACCGUGUUCCCUCUGGAUUUCAGCUACCAGACGACAUGGUGAGCUAGGCCUGGUUAAAGCUUCAGACAGUUAUUUUAUUGUAUGUAUUCUUUUUAGAGUAAAAUUCUUGUGUACAAAUGCAGGACAUCCGUGGCUUGAUUCUUAUUGUUUUGGGGGGUCUGCACCCAGAACACUGGUAAUAUCAAACUGCUGAAUUUCAGGAGCAAGAUAUGAUUCAGAAAUAGGUAUGACUUCUCUGACAUCAAGGCUUCCCAAACUGAUCUGCAGUGAUGAUUAUUAGUAUUACUGAUAUUUUGCAAGGUCAACAGUCAAAAUUAAUCUCCACAUUGAAUAAUGACAUUUGUUUUAUGAAACAACAACAAAGCAACAAGAGCAUUUUUGGCAGACAUCUGCAGCUUAGGAUGCCUUCACACCUGAUUUAUGUAUCAUUACUACGUUGCAUUACUGUGUAGUCUACUAUGAAAGGGUAUUUGGGCAUUUACAGUAAUGCAGGUGCUAGUUAUAACCACAAUGCAGUAGACAAUAACUGUUGUGAGAUGUGUUCAAAGAUCAUCAUUUUUCUAGGUGCAGCCAGUGUAGUGAAACCUGAGCAGCAGUGUUUAAAGCUUCUUGUCAUCAUACCAGAGCCCCCCCCCCCUUUCAGAUUAUGCUCCUGCUAGGUACAUCAUUCUCUUUUAUGUGUAGCAUUCUUGAGUUAGAGUUUGAUGGAAGCAUGUAAAUACACAGCUCUUUCUUCUGCACCACCUGCCAUCAUAACACCUGUUGAACUGAACAACCUGAGGCUGUGACUGCAAACAGAAGGGCUGGAAUGAGGAUGCAGCUCUGCCUCACCCAGGAUGUGCCCUAGGCACUGAGACAUCCCAGUGAGGUGGUGUUGGAGCUAUAUCAAAAUUAAAUAAUAUCAAAAUAAUGGGGGCGUGAAGUUUCAGUGUUUCAUAUUAUUAGAGACAAUUGACUUCUGAACAGAAACAUAUUGGUGCAGGAGAGCUCUAAAGGAGGCCAGUGUGCUGAAGGAUUCAUUUGGGUAGUUUGGAGAAUGUAAAGCAACAACAAAUGUGAUGCAGGAGGAAUCGGUGCAGUGCACCUGAUGUGGAAAAGGUGAGGUAGCAGUGUUUCAACAGGAAUUGUCCCAAAAGUAUAUUUUCAGGUUCUUCCUUCUGGAGGCUCCCUGUCAGGAAUUAGAAGAGUAGCAACUUUCGUUCAGUAUUCUGGCAGCAUUAGGCAGUGUCUUUGUUCUAAAGAGCAUUCUGUGCACUGAACUUGGAAAUUAGUGAUGUCUGGUUUAGACUUACAUAAAAUUAAUAUCUUCUACAGUUAAAUAGUAAUUCAUUUACACAUUUCCAGUUGAAUAGAGCAAAAUUUGAUGCCAUUAUUUCCCAUUGAUGUUUACUGUUUUUUAGUAAUGGGACUACUUCUACUGUAAGAAGAGAUGAGAAGAGUACAUCACCUUCUUUGAAAUGGUGUGACUGGUUGGUUGGGGGGAGGGGCGUCUGUGGUUUCAAAGCUAAGAAAUGUGCUUUAUUUUCAGCACAUGCUUGUAAAGGCUUCAUUCAGCCAACCAUGUGAGGCUCCUAAAACAUUCCUCUUUUGGGGAGACAAUGCCAGUAUUACUUCAUGUGAACUCAGGAAAGAUUUCCCCUGCCCAGUACCCCAAAUGAUGUGUGUUUUGCUAGGAUGUAUUUAGUUUUUAAAGUCCAGUGUAAACUAAUUAUUGGAUCAGAGUCAACUCCUUGAGCAUCAGCAGGGCAGCCACGUGGCAGGAAUUCAGCAUGGGGGUUCUGGAAACCCUCCCACUGUUGAAACUUGCAAGCCCUGCAGUUCAGUGUGUUGUUCCUUCUUUGUGCACUUUGAUAGCUCUGCUACCAUUGUUCUCUUUUUAAAAAAUACUAUUCGUGUUUACAUCUUCCUCUAAUUCUUGUGUUAUAUUAUUGCUUUCAUACAUUUUAUGUACAUGCUUGGAGGUGGGUAAGAGACGGGGGCGGGGGAGGGUUUUGCUUUUUUAUUAUGAUCCAAAGGGGUUGUAUGUAUUGUUCAAAUGCUGUGUUUUACAUAAUUGUAAUAACAACAGUUAAACUUUAGCACAAACUGCUGCAAUUUGAUUCUGUAUUUGAUGUGUGGAGGUUGUAGAAUCAGCUUCACAGCAUGACAAAUUGAUUACUGCCACAAGAGGUUAUUGUGGAGGGUAAAUGUAGAAGUGAUUGCUCCUGCUGGUUUUGUGGAUUAUGAGACUUAAUAUACUGCACUCGUGGGAGGCAGGGUUGCUGGGGCAGUUAACAUGGAUGAGUCAAAAACCCAGUGGGCAGCAGCAGUUGGAUUACUGCCCCUUACUGACAGUUAUCCUCUCUAACUGGAAGAGGGUCACAGUGCCCAACAGAACUAUUUCCUAAUCUUAAGGAUUUGCUGUGCUGAGAAACUGUGGAAACUGAGCUGCUAUGGUUUCAGGUAGCUAAGGCUGAGAGGAACCUUAGGUUUUCAUUCUUAGGAUCAGCAGCAUCAGGAUUAUGACUUAGGGUGGCUGAUACUCUUCCUUCAUCGAUGACCAGGAGAUUAUAGACUAAUGCAUUGCCCAGUUUGAGAAAUCAUGGACUAAAGUGACAAAAAU